AAUAAUACUAAUAAUGUUUCCUAUAAAAAACAAAAAAAAAAGAGGUUUGCACAAUGCAAUACGUUGAUGCACUCCUACGAGUUUGACAUGAGACUCAUCUAAAAAGAGUAUAUUGAGUUAUGUUGAAUAUUUAGUAAUUGUUUAGGGUUUUUUUAACAAAAAAUAGCUUUUUGGUUUUUCUUGCAAUUGUCUUUCUGUCUUACAAAUAUGAACCAAACGACUACUUACAAAAUCACUCAAAUGCAAGAACAAGGAUUGAUGCAUUUAUUAGCACCCUCUUUUGCUCAAAGUGAUAGUAAUGAGAUCAACAGUAAAGUUCUUGAAGCAGCUCAACAAGCAAGAGAAGGCGGUGUUGUCAACUCUCUUAAUCUAAACUUGAUGGGCUUUUGGGACAUUCCUAGAGUACUUGAGGAAGCAACAAAAGCAUUUGGCUCUCAUGGAUAA
Gilbertella persicaria is the source of this 444-nucleotide messenger RNA. RefSeq lists its product as uncharacterized. Bases 208 to 444 code for a protein of 78 amino acids. The record is from RefSeq and is a predicted model, not a curated record. NCBI's taxonomy places the organism in Eukaryota, Fungi, Mucoromycota, Mucoromycetes, Mucorales, Choanephoraceae. The transcript is spliced from 3 exons.